CUGUCGUCGUGACUUUGUUGCAGUGGUCAAUGUUUUGUUCAGCAAAGGCUGUAGCAUCCAGCUUUGAAGGAUUCCUGUCAAUUGAGGCUCGAGGUCUGCACAUUCGCAUUGCCAUAAGAAGUGUAUCUGUCGGUCGACGAGAGCACGGGAAGUCGAUCGAAGCAGCAGCCAUCAAGCCAUCGUUUUGCCUCCCCAAUUUCCAGGGAAUUCCACAACAAACACAACUAUUCCCAGUUUUUGAACCAAGAGAGGAGUUGAUUGUUGAAGAUCAUUCGUGAAGUGAGAGCGUCGAGAUGGGUCUCCAAGUUGUGAAUGUAGAAGGCAUCGACUUCGCCACCAAGUUCGCACCUCCGACAUCUUCCACCGAGCUGGACUUGAUCGGCCAUGGCAACACGGGAAUGGAGAUUGAGACUGUGGAAAUCAGGUUUACUGCCAUGGGCUUCUACGCAGAGCCAAGCAUCAGCGAGCAUUUACAGAAGUGGAAGGGCAAGGCAGUCAGCGAGCUUGUUGAGGACGACAGUGGCUUUCACAAGGAACUCAUCCAAGUUCCGGUGGAGAAGGCGGUGCGAAUCUCCAUCAUCAAAGGGAUCAAGGGCCUCCCCUAUGGCAGCGCCCUGCAAUCUUCCUUGAGGGAUCGGCUAGUGAAUGACGACAAGUUCGAAGAGGAGGAAGAAGAAGCUCUGGAAAAGCUCGUUGAAUUUUUCCAGCCGCACAAUUUGCCAAAGGGUGCCAACAUUAUUUAUCACUGGGCAACCCCCGACACUGUCAAGAUUUCUCUCUCUGAGGAGGGUAAAAUCCCCGACGAGGUAUCUUACACGAUCGAGGAUGCUAAUGUGGCGGAAGCAUUGUUAGACCUUUACUUGGGCGAGAACACAAUCACACCCUCUACCCUCUCCUCAGUAGCUGAAGCCAUUGCUGCCCAGGUUGCAUGAGAAAGAUACGAAGGCUUCCAGAUACCAAGAUGCAACGAAGGUCAAGGCUGUCAAGCUCUUGUUUGUACAUGAGAAUAUUGAACAGUGUCUAGCUACAAAACCUUGCGCUUACUUUCUUCUAAACCUCAUAAUGUCCAGUAGAAUAUUAGGGCACAACAAGAAGGAAUUAUUCAUUUAUUUACAGUACAACCCGAUAAACUUAGCGUAGGUGUGAUGACUAUUUCAGCCUGUGGUUUUUAUGAAAACUACCACCGCUUGUAUCUCUACAUGCUGCAAACUCACUUAUUGGUUAUAAUCACAUCAGCAUUAUUUCAA
Messenger RNA from Physcomitrium patens, 1247 nucleotides. RefSeq names its product chalcone isomerase-like protein 2. Gene Ontology annotation, molecular function: intramolecular lyase activity. NCBI's taxonomy places the organism in Eukaryota, Viridiplantae, Streptophyta, Bryopsida, Funariales, Funariaceae. The record is from RefSeq and is a predicted model, not a curated record.